UGAAACAUCCUCUGAUAAUAUUGCUUGGCCGGAGGUGUGCAUUUUUGUAAAAAAAAGUGCUGCUGUACCUAGUUUACAUUUUUCAAAAUAUGUACAGGUUGGUGAUUAUUUGUUGUGUUCUGUACAAGUUUUGUUUUUGUGUAACGAAUACGUCUUCGACCGUCGGGAAUUUUCCGGUCGCUACCACCGAAAAAUUUAGUGCAACCCCGGAAAAGACCAGGUACGAACAAGGUUUGGAGGAUUAUGAUGAAGAGCAACAAAGUAUGAGGCAAAGUCGAGGAAUGAUGAUGGAAGAUGAUACCAUAGACUAUCACGAUCACCACCACGAACACAAGGAAGAAAAAGAGAAACCAAAGGCUGUAGCAGAGGACCCCUGGCAGGGUUACUACGACUUCAUCAUUAACGAGGGAUCGUUUAAGUUUUGGGCCGUAUUUCAGUUGGUGACGGCGGCUUUGUUGAUUUAUUCGGCAUUCGCAGCCGUUUACUACGCCAAAUUCAACGUUAUCACUACAGAUUACGAUUAUUACGACGACUUUUACGGACGAGGGAGGUCCAACACGGAUUCGUCCAGUAUAUGGUCCGGAUUAUCGUCGCAGACGUUUCAGCGAAUAAUGGAUGCGUUGUCGUCGAAAAAAUAUUCGUAAAAUUAUCGAAGAAGAGUCAAUUACUUUGGUUUCGAGUUCCUAUAACGGGAUGAAAUACGUAGGUCGGUAUAGUUUGCUGAAAAGUGUACCAAAUAAUUCGGUUUUCGUUUCGGCAACUGUACCGACUGCAGCGUUUAAAAAAGUCGUUUAAGUGAAAUUAGAAAUGUUUUAACUUCAUUUGCGACUAUUUCGCGUUUUAUUUGAUUUAAAAAUAAAUUAAAUAAAUCAUUAGUAAGUAAAAUAAAGUAGCUUGGCUCUUCUAAGGCAAACGAUAGCAGUGAGUUGUGUUUUGUUUCUAUACUCACGGUUCUUCCGAUUCUAGUAU
Messenger RNA from Cylas formicarius (sweet potato weevil), 969 nucleotides. RefSeq lists its product as uncharacterized. The transcript has 3 exons. The coding region runs from base 90 to 644 and encodes 184 amino acids. The record is from RefSeq and is a predicted model, not a curated record. NCBI's taxonomy places the organism in Eukaryota, Metazoa, Arthropoda, Insecta, Coleoptera, Brentidae.